AUCUGCGCCGUGGCUAGCUUCCCGGUAGCUGUGAUGUUAGCCUGUUUCCUUGGACGCUCCUAGCUGUUAUUUCGCCUCUCUGGUAGCUGCCUGCGGCCCCCCCAGGAAACCAUGACCGAGGAGGCCUCGGGACCCCCGCUGGCGGCCCAACAUGACGAGGUGCUCCAGCAGCGAGUGGCUGCUCUGGAGCAGGAGAGGACCGAGUUCAUCAAACUCAAACAGCAGCUGGAGGCCGAGUUCAACCAGAAGCGGGCCAAGUUCAAAGACCUGUAUAUUACCAAGGAAGAGGAGUUCAAGAGGCAGACCACAGCGCUGGAAGGCGCCCAGUCCGAGGUGAACUCCAUGCAGGCCCAGCUGGUCCAGGCCCAAGCUGAGAUCGAGACCAUCAAAGCGGUGGCCACCAUCUCCGAAAACACCAAGCAGGAGGCAAUCGACCAGGUCCGCGGCCAGUGGCAGGAGGAGGUGGCCUCGCUGCAGGCCAUCAUGAAAGACACGGUGUGCGAGUAUGAGGUCCAGUUCCACCAGCGCCUGGAACAGGAGCGAGCCCAGUGGAACCAGUACCGCGAGGCAAUGGAGAGGGAGAUGGGCGACAUGAGACGGCGGCUCACCGAGGGUCAGGAGGAGGAGAACCUGGAGGAUGAAAUGAAGAAAGCUCAGGAGGAUGCAGAGAAGCUGCGGUCAGUGGUGAUGCCCAUGGAGAAGGAGAUCGCAGCCUUGAAGGCCAAGCUGAGCACAGCCGAGGACAGGGUGAAGGAGCUGGAGGCCUCCAAGGUCAAAGAGCUCAACCAUGUUCUGGAAGCGGAGAAGUCAUGCCGCACGGACCUGGAGAUGUACGUGGCCGUGUUGAACACUCAGAAGUCCGUCCUGCAGGAAGAUGCAGAGAAACUCCGGAGGGAGCUCCAUGAAGUUUGUCACAAGCUGGAGUUGGAGCGGCAGCAGCACAAUCAGCUGAAACACACGUGGCAGCGAGCCAACGACCAGUUCCUGGAGUCCCAGCGACUCCUCAUGAGGGACAUGCAGAGGAUAGAGAGCGUGCUGUCCUCGGAGCAGCUCCGUCAGGUGGAGGAGAUUAAGAAGAAGGACCAGGAGGAGGAUGAGAAAGAGAGACUGAGCCAAGUGAAGGACCUGCAGGAUGAGGACGGAGGAGACAACACCGAGCCUCUGGACGACUCGUUCCUCGGGGUGAGCAUUGAUGAGUCUCAUGCCAAUCACAGUGCCCACGGGUCGAUGCUCUCGUUAGACACUGAUGUGGUGGCGGGAGGCCCGGCGGAUCCCUACAGGGACAACCUGCGCAGAGUGCAGUCCACAGACAGCCUCGGCUCCUCGCUGUCUGCUCAGCAGCUUAGCGGGCACAACCACAAAGCCAAGUCGGCCAGCAACUUGGACGAGUCGGACUUUGGGCCCCUGGUGGGGGCCGACUGCGGCGUAACAGACAGUAGUUUCGGCGACACUUCGUCCAUCAGCUCCAUCAAGCUGACGGCAGGACACUUCCUGCUGACUAAAGAUCAGGAGAAGGCAAUCAAAGCUAUGACGCCUGAGCAGGAGGAAACGGCGUCGCUGCUGUCCAGCAUCUCUCACGCCCCUGACACCGCGUACUUGCCGCCUGCAGGAUACCGACUCGUCAGUGACUCCGAGUGGAACCUGCUGCAGCAGGAGGUGAAGAAUGCGGGCAGGAAGCUCGGCCGACGCUGUGACAUGUGCUCCAACUAUGAGAAGCAGUUGCAGGCCAUCCAGGGGCAGGAGGCCGAGACACGAGACCAGGUGAAGAAGCUGCAGGUCAUGCUCCGACAGGCCAACGAUCAGCUGGAAAGGACCAUGUCGGAAAAACAGAACUUGGAAGACUCGGUCAAAGCAGGAAGUGAGGAAACCGCUGCUGAGGUGUCUGCCCUCAUGCAGAGAGUCCAGGAGUCAGAAACGCUGCUCAGCACACUACAGCAGGCCUUCGGUGACGCGAAGAGGAGCACACAGGAGCAGAUGGUGGUGCUGGUGAAGUCGAGGGAGCAGGUGGCAGACGAACUGAGCCGCCUACAGAGAGACAACGAGAGCCUGCAGGGAAAACACCGGCUGCACGUCGAACUGCAACAACAAGAGGAUUUCCAGAUGCCCUUUACCGUGCAGGAGCUGCAAGGCCUCGUGUCACGGUUGCGCGAGGACCUGGUGGCGCUGCGGACAUCGGCGGAUCACAUGGAGGAGAAACUGAAGGCGGAGAUCCUGUUCCUGAAGGAGCAACUCCAGGCGGAGCAGUGCCUGAAGGAGAACCUGGAGGACACCCUCCAGCUGGAGAUAGAGGGCUGCAAGGAGGAAAUAGCGUCGUUCUCCAGCCUGAAGACGGAGCUGGAUCGGAUAAAAGCGGAGAAGGAACAGUUGCAGAGCAGUUUUGCUGAGAAGACCGCGGCGCUGGCGAGCAUCCAGAGCCAGAGGCUCAGCCUGGAGCAGCACCUCAAGGAGCUCAGCGCUGCAAAGAGUGCACUAGAAAGUCAGGUCCUGGAUGAACGAGACAAAGCCCAGCGGCUGCAAACGGAGCUGGAUGUCAGCGAGCAGGUCCAGAAGGACUUUGUCAAACUUUCUCAGACGCUUCAGGUACAGCUGGAGCGAAUACGACAGGCAGAGUCUUUGGAUCGAAUCAAAGUUAUCCUCAAUGACACCAACUUGACUGACAUCAACCAGCUUCCGGAAACAUGAUACCUCUGAAUGAAGACUGCCUCCAGGUUCAUUCCCCCCUCUCUCCAUCACCGACCCUUCCUCCUCCCAAUGAACACCUCGGACGAGCUCGGAGGGACACGGACAGACGCGGCACAAGGAGGUCGCGGCCUUCUGUGCACACUUAGUCAGAACACGCGUUGGGUAGAACGUUGAAGAAGAACACUACUAAGUGUAAAUAACUAAAUGUCAGACUGAGGACUGGGGGGGGCGAGCCCCUCUCCCGUGGGUCUGUCUGUGUCUGGUUUCUACUGUAGAUAUGACUGUGUGUGUUAACUCAACCAAAAAGGUUUGUCGUCCUCUGAAGCACUUUUCAUCUGCAAGCUCUUCUCUUUCCAGGUGAAUAGAAGUCUCCCUGUUCCCGGCGGUUUAUAAUCGCUUCCUUGCUCCACUUGCUGGUUUUUCCCUGCAGUUUUUUUUUUUUUUUCCCUCCAUCUGUUUAUUUUUUUGUUGACAUUUUCCAACGCCAUUCUGGCGGUUUAACCCCGCGCACCCUACGACAAAGACACAAUGAAGGAUGGAAAUGACUUGCACGUUAUUUAACUGGGAUGAAAAAGGAACACGACGCUAGCAACUUCUUCUUCCAGCCCUUAAACGCCCUCAGCUGCGUUCCUGCUUCGUUGUUUGAAUCCAACGGGUUUUCUUUUUUCUUGUCUGAGCUGCAGAAACAGAAAACACUAGUUAAUCCAGUUCAUUUUGGGUGAAAAAACCUUCAAGGAGGUGGCGUUGGCGUGGAGACGGGUGUAGGAAUGAUGGAUUUUAAUACUCACUUGUUGUUUCUGCUUUUCGUUGCCCUUUUGAAGUUGCUUUGGACUGACAUGCUUAACACAAACCGGAGGAUCCUAGACAAGUAAAUGUAGCUGUGGGCAGCUUUUAGUUCAGAAUAUAAGAGCACAAAAAGGCCUCUUUCUGCCCACGAAAGAAGGUCCAAGUCAUUGCUUAAAAAACAAACACAACUUCUGUUUUCUGUAAGCUGAUUUUCAUUAAACGGCCUCAAACUUUCUGGAGCUCAGUUUCUACUUUUGACAGGUGAAGUCAGGACGAUGAAACGGGUCACCGAGGAGAUGCUGAGUCCGUGCAUCAGGAGAACCAAGCCAUCGCAGCCGGUCUUCCCCCGUUCAGAACCGCCAAAGUCUGUCCCAAACCUCGUCCCCUCGACGUCUUUGUCCCGUCAGACUGCGGCCGUCUUUUUCUAAGUCUUGCAUGAGAUCGUGCACCAGACUGCGUCAACUUGUCCUUCGAGAGAAGACACUUGCACCGUCCCAAACUGAAAGGGUUGAUUUGCUUUCGUGGAUGAGCCACACCGGACCCGGUAUGACCCGUAAACCAGGACUUAGACGCCAACUCGCCUCCGUAAACCCCAAAAGAGGCUCAAACCCUGCGUCGGUGCGUCCCUGCGCGGGCCUUUCCUCUCCUGAGCUCGCUUUGAGACGCUGUGUGAGAAGCGCGUGGUGUGGAGAGUCCCGGAGCCUUUGCCCACACUGAACGUGAACACUUGCUCUUUGUGCGUUUUCUUUAAAACCGUCUGCUUCAUCCUGGCUGCUUGGUCCCCAGAACGGGCUCCACGGGGACUCCUGGUGCACCGGUGUCAGACAAGGCCACACAUUCGCUCUAAUAAACAAAUCAAUGGCUGUUGAUGUUUGUUUUUUAAUGGUCAUGAAUAUUUGGAAAUGCCUACAAGAGUCAGAAUUUACUCACACGAUUAGGAAACAAGGACGAUUUUAAAAAUACUUAAAGAUGAUUUAUUUUCCCACUAACGGUCUAAGGUGUGUAAAGGCCCAGGAUUUUCCAGGACUUCCAUCCUUUUUAACAGCUUUUGACUUGUUCUGCGCCGGUGAAAUGUGCUUUCAUGAAAGCUCCCAUCUCCUGCCGGACUUAAAUAAUUAACCCUUUGGAAUAAACAUAUACAGCUGCAUCGUUUGGUUUAAGGACGUGUGUCACAUUACCUGUUUCAUUUGUGUAUACUGUAGAUAUCCUGAGUUGUAUUUAUGACAGAUUCAUGCAGUUGUGAGACGGCGUGGAUGUGUGAGCUGGACUUUUGAGUUGCACUGACAGACAAAUGAUCUGAUUUACUUUCAGCUUCAUGGGUUUUCAUUUUAUUUGUAACGUCCCUUUGAUUUGACAUCUGUUCUGAAGGAGAAAGACUUUGCUCUUGCCCUCUUGGGCGGUUCUUUCUGGUCGACAAUUUUUAUUUUCACUGAAUAAAUUGUGAUCUAAUGUUGAUGGAUCAUUUGGAAAAUGUACGUUUAAUUCCCAGAAUGGUUGAAGUAGAUGACCGUAAAGCUUAAUCUGCUUCCUGCCGCACAGUUUUUAAGCACCAAGACAAAUUUAUGAGAAACUAGUGAUCUAGAAUCGUUUAAGUCUGAAUAUGGUGUCUGAUUUUUUUGGUUUUAGAAGAAUUAGUCGUGGAAUAAUGUGGGAAUAAUUCACAGCCUGUGAAAAUGAAAAAUGGAAACAAAAAGACAGGAAAAGAUGAGCGUUUUUGCUCUUUGAUCUGAAUUAACCACUAGAAACUGACAGCUGGAGCUCGUAGGAAGAUUUUAUCAUUCCCACAUCACGAAUCAGAGCGUUGGGAUGGGACUAAAACCUUAUCAAAUCUGUUCUGGGGUUUUAAUAAUGUCUGUUUGUUGAGCUGUGAUAUUUUGAAAGGAUAAAAAAAUAAUCUUCUCACCAGUCCAGGUGCGGUUUGACUAAAACUGAACGAGCAGAGCAAACAGGGCGCUUUCUGAGUGAAUCCUGGUGUGUGAACUUUUACAUCCUCUUAUUUCCCUGUUUGACAUGAAUGAUGUUGUCAGGAAUUGUAAUUUUACUCACAUGAAAGAGAGGCAUGCUCGCUGAUGAGUAACAUGACAUGAAACAAUACUGAUUAUAAAGUACUGCCCACUGACUC
Messenger RNA from Cololabis saira (Pacific saury), 5590 nucleotides. RefSeq names its product rabaptin, RAB GTPase binding effector protein 1 (gene rabep1). Gene Ontology annotation, biological process: endocytosis. The transcript has 18 exons. The record is from RefSeq and is a predicted model, not a curated record. NCBI's taxonomy places the organism in Eukaryota, Metazoa, Chordata, Actinopteri, Beloniformes, Belonidae. Bases 112 to 2682 code for a protein of 856 amino acids. Gene Ontology annotation, molecular function: growth factor activity; GTPase activator activity. Gene Ontology annotation, cellular component: intracellular membrane-bounded organelle.